Lacerta agilis (Sand lizard) is the source of this 2058-nucleotide messenger RNA. Its product is annotated as vomeronasal type-2 receptor 26-like. Gene Ontology annotation, molecular function: G protein-coupled receptor activity. Gene Ontology annotation, cellular component: membrane. Bases 1 to 2058 code for a protein of 685 amino acids. NCBI's taxonomy places the organism in Eukaryota, Metazoa, Chordata, Lepidosauria, Squamata, Lacertidae. The record is from RefSeq and is a predicted model, not a curated record. The transcript has 4 exons. Gene Ontology annotation, biological process: G protein-coupled receptor signaling pathway.
AUGGUCCAAAAUGAAUCUCAUCAAUAUAUUGGGAUUAUCGAGCUUCUUCAGCAUUUCAAGUGGACAUGGGUUGGGCUCUUUGCUGUGGCUGGUGAUAUGGGAGAACGUUUCUUGCAGACAGUAGAUGCAUUGCUCUCACUGAAUGGCAUCUGUUCAGCAUUCACACAAAGAAUACCACGAGAAGCUCAUUGGGACAAAAUGGAUGAAGUUUUGGAUAAAUUCUCUAGUAUUUUUGAACAUUUUACAGAUGAUAAAGUCAAUGCAUUUAUCAUCAGUGGAGAGGCUUUGACAAUAGCAUGGCUCAGAACUGUCAUUUUUCUCGGGGAUCCUUCAAAGAAGGGAAACACAACCUUUGCAAAGGUGUGGAUUAUGACAUCUCAGGUGGAUUUUGUUUCAACAAGUGUUCACAGGACCUGGGAUUUCCAGCUGUUCCAAGGUGCCAUUUCUUUCACAAUUCACUCCAAAGAUCUUCCAGGAUUCAAUGAAUUUCUUCAGAACACAAGGCCUGGUGUGAUACAAGAGGAUGGCUUUCUCAAAGACUUCUGGGAACAAGCAUUUGAUUGUUCAUUUUCAAACCCCAGUAUGCCUGAAAUGCAAGAUGGAAUGUGUACUGGGGACGAGAAAUUUCAGAGCCUCCCUAGGCCUGUGUUUGAAAUGGAUGUGACUGGUGAGAGUUACAGCAUCUACAAUGCUGUCUAUGCCGUGGCUCAUGCUUUGCAUGCUAUUUACUCAUCAGGAUCCAAGCACAGAACAAUGGUGGGCAGUAAACCUGUUGAAUUUCAGGAUCUGCAAGCUUGGCAGCUUGACGCAAUUCUUCAAGACAUCUCAUUUAACAAUUCAGCUGGUGAAACAGUGUCUUUUAAUGAUAAAAGGGAAAUGGCAAGUGGCUUUGACAUUGUGAACACAAUCACUUUCCCAAACAUCUCCUAUCUUAGAGUGAAAAUUGGACAGGUCAAUCCUGAUGCUAUUGAAGGGGAGAAAAUAACCAUUUAUGAUGAUACAAUUGACUGGUACAGAAGCUUUAACCAGGGGAUUCCUCUUUCUGUGUGUAAUGAGCACUGCCGCCCUGGUCAUCAAAAGAAAAGGAAAGAAGGGGAAAAAUUUUGCUGCUAUGAUUGUACCCCAUGCCCAGAAGGGAAGAUUUCAAACCAGACAGACACAGAUGUCUGCUUCAAGUGCCAAGAAGAUGAGUAUCCAAAUAUGAACAAAAAUGGAUGCCUCUCCAAAACUAUGAGCUUUCUUUCCUAUGAAGAACCUUUAGGGUUCAGUUUGGUCUCAGUUGCUGUUUCUUUUUCCCUGAUCACAGUUUUUGUGCUAUCAGCUUUUAUUAAGUUCAGAGAUACCCCCAUUGUCAAAGCCAACAAUCGGAACCUCACCUACACUCUCCUCAUCUCUCUUCUUCUCUGCUUCCUCUCAUCUUUGUUGUUCAUCGGUCGUCCUGGUAAAGUCACCUGCCUUCUCCGACAGCCAACUUUUGGCACCAUCUUCUCAUUGGCUGUGUCUUGUGUGUUAGCCAAAACUAUCAUGGUUUCUCUUGCAUUCAUAGCAACAAUGCCAGGGUCUAGCAUGACUAAAUGGGUAGGGAAAGGAUUGUCUCAUUCCAUUGUUCUUUCCUGCUCCCUUAUUCAAGCAAACAUUUGUAUCCUGUGGUUGACAACCUCUCCCCCAUUCCCUGCUCUAGAUAUGGAUUCAGUAGCAAAAGAAACCAUUGUGCAAUGUAAUGAAGGGUCAGUUGUCAUGUUUUACUGUGUCCUGGGCUACAUGGGCCUCCUGGCCAUUGCCAGUUUCAUUGUAGCAUUUGUAGCCCGCAAAUUACCAGACAGUUUUAAUGAAGCCAAGUUCAUUACCUUCAGCAUGUUGCUGUUUUGUAGUGUUUGGCUGUCCUUUGUCCCAACCUACCUGAGCACCAAAGGGAAAUACAUGGUGAUGGUGGAGAUCUUCUCCAUCUUAGCUUCCAGCGCUGGACUAUUGUGCUGCAUCUUUGUCCCUAAAUGCUAUAUCAUCAUACUGAGGCCAGAGCUGAACAACCGAGAGCAACUUAUAAGGAGAAGGAAUUAA